UACAAGGCUGGCGUACGUGUCCUUCAGUUGGCUACUGAAGUACAAGUAUCUCAGAGUGUUUCAAGUUACGCGAGAGCCUUCUUGCUCAAGUAGAAAUGACACACCAUGGGUUGGAAAGACUAUAUUUAGGAUUGCCAUGCUGAUAUUAUGUAUCAUGUCACGGUCUAAUAGUUGUUUAAAAUGACAUUGGUUUGGAGAGUAGCGCGUCAUCUCAAACAAAAAUAACAAACAGAAGUUUCGUCUGUGUUGUACAGAAGCAACGCAGGUGAAAGUUCACUCUUUGUAGCGGGUUGCCGUGUUCAACUGCAUUUGAAUCACCUUAAUUAUGUAAUAAGUUUUACUUUUGUUAAGGUGAAGUUGCUUUGUCGUGAAAAUGAAUCCGAAAACUGGAAAUUCCAUGAAGGAAUUGGUGUCAAGUACUGAACAGCUGAGAUUAGAAACCCCAGAGGGAUGGCGUGGACCGGAGAAUGGGGCGUCAUAUGUGAACAGAAGAAAGGAUAGCGCUCAGCGCCAAGGUGGAGCAUCCGCUGAGAUCGGAAUCACAGUGAAAGUAGGAAAUUUAGCAAUAGCAAAGGCAGAUGUGAUUGUCAACUCCACAAAUACAGAGCUCGACCUGUCAACAUCGGCGUUGUCCAAGGCUAUUGUGAGUGUAGGCGGCUCCAUAGUACAGACGCAAUGUAAGGAGCUCUUUCCACGGGGUAUGAGAAAUGGUGACGUGCUGCAGAUACGAACGUAUGUUGGCAAAUUACGCUGCAAGGAGCUGCAUCACUGUUGUCUUCCAAAUUACAAACCACACCAGCACCAUGAAGAGGUGUUACGUCUCACAAUACAUCAGUGUCUCCAGAAAGCAUCUGAAGCAGGACACAACAGCAUAGCAUUUCCAGCUCUUGGUGCUGGAGUCAGGAACUAUCCGCCUCGUGUAGUGACAGAUGUCUUUAGAGAAACAAUUUGGGAAUAUUCACAAUUAAACCCUCAGACUUCUCUCAAAGAAAUCAUGGUCGUCAUCUUCCAUAAAGAUCAAACUAUGCUUAAGGCAUUUAUCGACACGUUUGACGUGGAUGCCCGCUACUGGCGAGUUACCACCCUUACCGAGCAGAAAACGGAGUUCUUCCAGGGCUACUUACAGCUGGAGGUGAAGCAGGGCGACAUCCUCACGGAGUGCGUCGACGCCAUUGUAGUCCCCGCGGACAGCAUGUCAGUAUCAGAGUCAAGUCUGAGGGCAACAGGAGCUAUGAUACUGCCUCUGCCCAAACCUCCAACGAAGACUGUCACCACUCCACGAUCGUCUAUAGAGUACAGCCUGUGGAAGUUGAUCAGCAAGUGUCUGUGUAAAGCAGACAAGGACAAAGCCAUGUCGCUCGCCAUAACCUACCAGUCAGGUAACACACACGAGGAGUUCUUCAUCUUGGCUUUCAAUAAGGCUAUUAUCAACAACCAUGAGAAAUUCAAAUGCCUCCGAGAUGUACGACUGAUCCUUGCUGAACCUGCAGCAGUGGCUGAAGCUGUACAGGUAUUCAAGGAGACCUUCGGUGAAGCAAGUGUAAGGAGAUAUACUAUAUCGGGUUUGUCUAUCUUGUCCAAUACUUGGUCAGAGGACCUAUGGGAUGAUAUGGACGACAGUGACCUGACCACACCAAGGGUCAUAUCGGGUUCAGAAGAAGAGGAACUGACGGAAAUAUUUCGGAGAAGCGCUGGAAACACUUUUGAGAUUGUAGACAUACUCCGCAUCCAGAACAGGGAUAGGUACCAGCAGUAUCAGCUACUGAAGCAGGCCAUGAACACCAGACCAGCUUCUGAGCGCGACAUUAGACUCCUCUGGCGUGGCACCAACGUGGAGGAUAUUGAUGACAUUAAUGCGCAUGGCUUCGACAUUCCCCGUUCUGGUGACAAUGACACCAACAACGGCAGAGGCAUGUCUUUUGCCACAGAGGCAAGUUACGCUACUCGGGAUAAAUAUUGCCAUCGAGACACCAACGGCAUUCACUACAUCUACCUGUGCCAAGUGAUCACCGGCGCCCCCACGAAAGCGGAAGAGAAGGCGUCAGACGCGACUGUGGUUGUAAAUGAUGUUGAAACUUCAUCCCUGUAUAUCGUUUUCAGAGCAACACAUGUCUAUCCCCAAUACCUAUUUGCAAUUAAACAGCUCGAUUGUGACAAUGGCUGAAAUACGGUUUGCCUAAGGUUAACUUAUAUGGAUGAAAACUGUUUUUGAACGGGACAUUUGAUUUUGCUUAAAGAGACUUUUCGGGAAAAUGUAUGCAAUGCCACAACGUGCUCUUAAAUCUUUGACAUAUUUAUAAGCUUAAAUAGUCAAAAUGUGGUAUGGGUAUUUGUGGAUUCUUAAUGCCAUACACCAUACUUAAGUAACAUAUUACUAUACUAGUAUAUAUGCAUUAUGUGUGCAUUUUAAUUUAAUGCUUAUAUAUCUAUUAGGACAUUGAAGUAUUUUCAAGCGCGAAAUAAAUGAAACAAGGAUAAAUCACAAAGUUCUUUGCCUCACUCAGACAACCGUUUACCUUCACCAUUGAUCAUUCUAUUUCUACAUGCCAGUCAUCACUUGCACUUGCCAAGACGUCUACAUGCCGAUAUUUUCUACAUGCACUUCAUGCACAUACAUAGCACUGUUUCUUUGAAGUCGUUCAUCUGACUGUUACUAUUAUGAAUGUGACAGUGUCUGAGGACAACGAUGUAUAUUUGAAGUAGUUCACAUCACUUUCACUAUUAUGAAUGUGACAACAAUGUGGGAGAAUUGCACUGUUUCCUUAAUCUGACAUGAUUCUUUCGACUAGACUUUGAGAGGAGUUGCUUAGUUAAGUGUUUUAUUGCGUUUGUCUACACACCAGAUAUCUAUCCCUGACCAUCAUAUUUAUCUAUGAUUUCUCAACCCAGUUUUAUCACAGAAACACUGCUGAUUGGAUGACUGAACCGCAAGCAGCGUAGUCAUUCGUCAGACGUUUCGCCAACAUUGGUUCAUUGUGCUAUAUCUGUGUAGAUACGGAUUCGGGGUUAGAAUUGAUCCCCAGUUACUUUCCAAAUUAAUGUGUGCUGGUCGUAAGAGGCGAUUACAUGGGUCAGAUUGUCGGGCUCGGUCACUUGGUUGUUUGUGUGCCAUCGUACCCCGACGGUGUGGGUCGUAGCUCACAAUAUCGAUCACUAGAUUGUCUGUUAUACUGGUUACCAGAUAAGCCUUUGAAAAAAAGAAACCGAUAACGCAUGAGAAAUACGCACGAAUGACUGUUGGGGAAUACAUCUGUUUAUAAACUCAGUCUGUUAUUGUUAUAUCAUAUGAGUUGAGUAAAUACCUUUCAUUUAAUGUAUAAAGAUGUGGCAUGCUAUGGCAUAUAAUGAAUGAAUCAAUGAAUGAA
Molecule: messenger RNA, 3365 nt
Organism: Haliotis rufescens (red abalone)
Lineage: Eukaryota; Metazoa; Mollusca; Gastropoda; Lepetellida; Haliotidae
Product: protein mono-ADP-ribosyltransferase PARP15-like
Exons: 11
Coding region: 374-2164 (596 amino acids)
Biological process (GO): negative regulation of gene expression
Cellular component (GO): cytoplasm; nucleus
Molecular function (GO): NAD+ poly-ADP-ribosyltransferase activity; transcription corepressor activity
Source: RefSeq, a predicted model, not a curated record